Molecule: messenger RNA, 1131 nt
Organism: Paramecium sonneborni
Lineage: Eukaryota; Ciliophora; Oligohymenophorea; Peniculida; Parameciidae
Source: the annotation of a GenBank genome assembly
UGUAACUUAAUGCAGUCGGAUCCUUACAAUUGGCCUUUUCCAAAUCGAAAUGAUUUAAUGAAUUUAUCUACUAUAAGUAUGAAUAAUUCACUAAAUGAGAAAAUUAAAAGAGAGAGUUUGUUUACGAUAAUCGAGCUUAAUCUACUAUGUCAAUAGAAGGAAUAGAUGGGGCAGCUCCUUUAUUGAAACCAUAUUAAUAUGUCAAUAAAGAAUAAUAUUGCAAUCGAAAUGAUGAUAUACCAGGAACAAAAUCUCGACCUUAAAUGAGGUAUACUAACAGAUCAGAUAACCAAUUAAUGAUUGAUGAUAUCAAAGGAACACGCCCAUAAAUCUGUAAGUUUUAGACAAAUCGAUAACCAAUCAAUCCACUUGAACCAAUUUAUAAAAUUGCCUCUUAUGAAUAGGCAGAACCCUAUAAUAAUAAAUUUAUCAGAGAUAGCUAUAAUAUUACUGAUAUUGAAGGAACUCAACCAUCAAUAAUUAAUCCAAAAUUAAAAAAAUAACCUAUCCCUUUAGCUGAUAUUGAAGGCUCACAUUCAAAAUAAUUACAUGUUUAAAAAGGUAAAUAUUUAUAAUAAAUAUGUUUGUAGAUGGGAUCAAUUCUCUAGAAGUAAAAGAUAUCAAUAAUGAUAUGCUGCAUAAAUACAUAAGAAAUACAAAUCCAAUAGAGCCAGUCUAUUCUCAUAGAGAUGAAGAUGGGUAUUAAGAAUUCUUAAUUUAGUAAGAAAAUUGAAAUCGGUUUUGUUGAAGGCAGUAAAACUAAAUAAUUGCAUCCAAUAGCAAUUAAUAAAUUUGCAUCAUCUACUUUAACUACCUAAGAUAUAGUAGGUGCAUAAGCAGGAUCUCAUUCUCAACACUUUUUGAGAGCCAAUGAUAGAAAAGAUUAUAGAAAAAUUAAUAAUAUUUAAGACAUCGAAGGAGUCCAAACAGGAUCACUUAAAAAAGGAAUUAUAAGUAAAAGAUAUACAAAUCCCUUAAUGCCUGCCUAUUAAAUGCCUGGUAAUGCUGAAUUAUAGUAAUAUUAUCUCUAAAUUCAGCUCCUCUUAACCAAAAACUGUUUUCUAAAAGAAUGCCAGCAAUUAAAUAUUUACCAAUGCUUAAAAAAUGGAUCAGUUUUUAGCAUAAGGAUGA